Molecule: messenger RNA, 620 nt
Organism: Gossypium arboreum
Lineage: Eukaryota; Viridiplantae; Streptophyta; Magnoliopsida; Malvales; Malvaceae
Exons: 2
Coding region: 104-424 (106 amino acids)
Source: RefSeq, a predicted model, not a curated record
GAAACUUGAGUUUGUAAUUAAGAACCUGGCUAGCAAACUGUAAGACAAAUAAAGUUUAGUUUAAAAGCAAAAAUAGAAAAAAAGAGUUAAUGAUACAACAAAAAUGGAAGCAAAGAAAGCUUUGUUCAACAUUUCAAAGUUGUUGCCACAGUGCCCUUUUCCAUUUACCAGCAGGGCUUGCUUAUCCACAGCUUACCAACAUCCACAAGGAAGUAAUGCAGGAGUAGAAGGCAUGUACCAAGUCAAAACCAGAGAAGGGCAGCCACAGUCGCCGCCACAGCAAGACAGCAGAACGGCGGAGGAUAGUGCCAAAGAAGGCAUAAAAAAGGGGGUGGAGAUGGCAGAAAACGUGGGGGAUAGUGCUAAGAAGACCCUGGAUGGAGCUUGGAAAUUAAAGCAGCCAAAGAUACUGCAAAAGUCGUGAAAGAAAGUUUGAGUGAAAAUAAUAAAGAUGAUGAAGCAGUUGAUGAGGUUAAGAGUAUUGAGGAAUUGAGAGUCAGAGCUAGAGGGUAUGAUAACGCACCUUGAAAAAACUAUGGUUAAAAUCAAUUAUAAUUAAAUGAUGUUGUUUCAUGUAUUAAUUUCUUUUCUGCAAUCAAAUUGGUCCCUUAUAAAGUAAA